GCCCACCCGCCCAGGGGAGGGUCAGACCUGGGGGGGCUAGGGCCCCCCAAACUCGGAUCGGAUCCAGCGCGAUCGAGGAGGCGCCAUGGAGCUGCGGGCGCUGCUCUGCUGGGCUUCGCUGGCUGCCGCUUUAGAAGAAACUCUGCUGAACACAAAACUGGAAACUGCAGAUCUGAAGUGGGCGACAUUCCCUCAGGUGGAAGGGCAGUGGGAAGAGCUGAGCGGCCUGGACGAGGAGCAGCACAGUGUGCGCACGUACGAGGUGUGUGACAUGCAGCGCGCCCCUGGCCAGGCGCACUGGCUGCGCACGGGCUGGGUACCCCGGCGCGGUGCCGUGCAUGUCUACGCCACGCUGCGCUUCACCAUGCUUGAGUGCCUGUCCCUGCCCCGGGCCGGUCGGUCCUGCAAGGAGACCUUCACCGUCUUCUACUACGAGAGUGAGGCAGACACGGCCACAGCACACACGCCAGCCUGGAUGGAGAACCCCUACAUCAAGGUGGACACAGUGGCUGCUGAGCACCUGACUCGGAAGCGCCCAGGGGCCGAGGCCACAGGCAAGGUGAACGUGAAGACGCUGCGGCUGGGGCCGCUCAGCAAGGCGGGCUUCUACCUGGCCUUCCAGGACCAGGGCGCCUGCAUGGCGCUGCUGUCCCUCCACCUCUUCUACAAGAAGUGCUCCGAGAAGACCAUGAACCUCACCCGCUUCCCAGAAACCGUGCCCCGCGAGCUGGUGGUGCCCGUGGCGGGUAGCUGUGUGGCCAAUGCGCUCCCCGCACCCGGCCCCAGCCCCAGCCUCUACUGCCGGGAAGAUGGCCAGUGGGCAGAGCAGCCCGUCACCGGCUGCUGGUGUGUGCCUGGGUUCGAGGCCACGGAAGGGAACAAAAAAUGCAGAGCCUGUGGCCAGGGCACCUUCAAGCCCCAGUCAGGAGAGGGGUCCUGCCAGCCGUGCCCAGCCAACAGCCACACGAACACCAUCGGAUCGCCCUUCUGCCAGUGCCGGAAUGGCUACUACCGGACCCGCGCCGACGAGCGCAGCGCCCCCUGCACCACCCCGCCCUCGGCGCCCCGGAGCGUGGUCCCGCACCUGAACGGCUCCCACCUGCGCCUGGAGUGGAGCGCGCCCCUGGAGUCAGGGGGCCGCGACGACCUCACCUACGCCCUGCGCUGCCACGAGUGCCGCCCUGGGGGCUCCUGCCUGCCCUGCGGGGGCGACCUAACCUUCGACCCCGGCCCCCGGAACCUCCAGGAGCCCUGGGUGGCAGUUCGAGGGCUGCGCCCCGAUUUCACCUACACCUUCGAGGUCUCCGCCGUGAACGGCGUGUCUUCCUUAGCCUCAGGGCCUGUGCCAUUUGAGGCCGUCAAUGUCACCACGGACCGCGAGGAGAGUGAGAACUGGCGCGAGCAGCUGGCCCUCAUUGUGGGCACGGCGGUCGUGGGCGUGGUGCUGGUGGUGGUGGUGGUGGUGAUCGCCGUGCUCUGCCUCAGGAAGCACAGCAGCGAAAGAGAGGUGGAGUAUUCGGACAAGCACGGACAGUAUCUCAUCGGGCAUGGUACGAAGGUCUACAUUGACCCCUUCACUUACGAAGACCCUAAUGAGGCAGUGAGGGAAUUUGCCAAAGAGAUCGACGUGUCCUACGUCAAGAUUGAGGAGGUGAUCGGCGCAGGCGAGUUUGGAGAGGUGUGCCGGGGGCGGCUGAAGGCCCCGGGAAAGAAGGAGAGCUGCGUAGCAAUCAAGACCCUCAAGGGUGGCUACACAGAGCGCCAGCGUCGCGAGUUCCUGAGCGAGGCCUCCAUCAUGGGCCAGUUUGAGCACCCCAACAUUAUCCGCCUGGAAGGAGUGGUAACCAACAGCGUGCCCGUCAUGAUCCUCACGGAGUUCAUGGAGAAUGGAGCCCUGGACUCUUUCCUGCGGCUGAAUGACGGGCAGUUCACGGUCAUCCAGCUGGUGGGCAUGCUUCGGGGCAUCGCCUCGGGCAUGCGCUACCUGGCCGAGAUGAGCUACGUCCACCGAGACCUGGCGGCCCGGAACAUCCUGGUCAACAGCAACCUGGUCUGCAAGGUGUCUGACUUCGGACUCUCACGGUUCCUGGAGGAGAACUCUUCCGAUCCCACCUAUACCAGCUCUCUGGGAGGAAAGAUCCCUAUCCGAUGGACAGCCCCCGAGGCCAUCGCCUUCCGCAAGUUCACAUCCGCCAGUGAUGCCUGGAGCUACGGGAUUGUGAUGUGGGAAGUGAUGUCUUUUGGGGAGCGGCCAUAUUGGGACAUGAGCAAUCAGGAUGUGAUCAACGCCAUUGAGCAGGACUACCGGCUGCCCCCGCCCCCGGACUGCCCCACCUCCCUCCACCAGCUCAUGCUGGACUGCUGGCAGAAAGACCGGAAUGCCCGACCACGCUUCCCCCAGGUGGUCAGCGCCCUCGACAAGAUGAUCCGCAACCCUGCCAGCCUCAAAAUCGUGGCCCGGGAGAAUGGCGGGGCCUCACACCCCCUCCUGGACCAGCGACAGCCUCACUAUUCCGCCUUUGGGUCUGUGGGUGAGUGGCUCCGAGCCAUCAAGAUGGGAAGAUACGAAGAAAGCUUUGUAGCAGCUGGAUUCGGCUCCUUUGAGCUCGUCAGCCAGAUUUCUGCUGAGGACCUGCUCCGAAUCGGGGUCACUCUGGCAGGACACCAGAAGAAAAUCUUGGCCAGCGUCCAGCACAUGAAGUCCCAAGCCAAGCCUGGAGCCCCCAGCGGGCCAGAAGGACCAGCCCCCCAGUACUGACCUCCCUGAGGACGCCGCAGUCGCUCCUUUUUCCUGGGGCACAGUCAGGGGCACGCACAGAGACCCUCAGCCCUGCGCCCCAUGGAUUGCACUUUGAACCCGUGGGGGUGGGGAGUUGGCAGUUGGGAGAGACAGGAUUUGGGGUUUGUGUCAUGGAAAGCAGAGAGCCCAUUCCAGGCGGGGAACCCCAGACCCAAGAGUGGGCAUGAGCAGAGGGUGUGAGAGGCGCCCAGUGUCUCCCAGCCUCUCCAGAGGGUGCUCCCCACCCCACCCCCACACCUUGAUCAUGCCCCCCUACAGACCAAAGAGAGGGUGGCCAGCCUGCCAGCUCACCUGUGGCGCAGUCCCAGGAGGCAGGAAGAGGGUGUUGAGGCUCAGUGACUCAUCCAUCACUGGGUUUUGAUGUCCCUGCCACCCAAUGCAAUCAUUUCCCUUGUAAAUGCCCCUCCCCCAUCUGCUGCCUUCAUAUUGAAGGUUCUGAAUUUUAUAUAUAUAUAUAUAGAUAUAUAUAUUUUUUGUUUUGUUUUUGGUCUUAUUUUUUCUUCGCCCCUUUUAUUUUAUUUUUUUCUUUUUCUACCGUCCUUGUCCUCAUGUCUUUUUGUGUUGGGGGCACCUGUGUUGCUGUCUCCUUCUUUGCCCAAGUUUGGAACAGGGACCCACCCAUGUGUCUGUUUCCAGAACAAUGCCUGGGUCCCCCAAGGACCCCCCCCUCCCCAAGCUGUGUCCACAAAAGAGUGCAGCAAGAAAGGGGGGGUGGGAAGGAAACCUGAGACAGACUUGGAGGGACUCUUAAAUUAUAUUUA
Messenger RNA from Dipodomys ordii (Ord's kangaroo rat), 3561 nucleotides. RefSeq names its product EPH receptor B4 (gene Ephb4). Gene Ontology annotation, molecular function: transmembrane-ephrin receptor activity; protein binding; ATP binding. Gene Ontology annotation, cellular component: neuron projection; plasma membrane. Gene Ontology annotation, biological process: axon guidance; cell surface receptor protein tyrosine kinase signaling pathway; central nervous system projection neuron axonogenesis. NCBI's taxonomy places the organism in Eukaryota, Metazoa, Chordata, Mammalia, Rodentia, Heteromyidae. The transcript has 15 exons. The record is from RefSeq and is a predicted model, not a curated record. Bases 86 to 2758 code for a protein of 890 amino acids.